AUGCCUCACGCACCUAGAAAUAGCUUCCUUGCUCCUGGCGUUUCUCGCUUCUCUCGUUCUGUUGCCUACUCCAAGAAGGCACAAUACAAGCGCAAGCAAACUGCUGUUGCUGCUCCCGUUAAGGAAGCUGCUACUGAUAAGACCGUCGAAGUUAAGGGUGCUAAGAACGGUAACAAGCGUGUUAUUCCUGCUCAAAAGGCUGCUCGUUUCUACCCUGCUGAGGAUGUCCCUCAACCCAAGGUUUCCCGUAAGACUGCCAAGAAGACCGCUUUGCGUUCUUCCAUCACCCCUGGUACCGUCGUCAUUCUCUUGGCUGGUCGUUACCGUGGUAAGCGUGUUGUCGUCUUGAAGCAACUCGACUCCGGUCUUCUCCUUGUCACUGGUCCUUUCAAGGUCAACGGUGUUCCUCUCAGACGUGUCAACCAAGCUUACGUCAUCGCCACCUCCACCAAGCUCGACAUCUCCUCUGUCAAGGUUGAUGAGAAGUUCAAUGAUGCUUACUUCAAGAAGUCCGCUGCUAAGGCUGAAAAGGCUUUCCUUGAAGGUGAACAAAAGAAGGCUGCCUUCCCCGAAUCUAAGGCUGCUGAUCAAAAGGCUAUUGACAAGGCUCUUCUCGAAGUUGUCGCUAAGACUCCUUUCCUUCGUCAAUACUUGGCUUCUACCUUCGGUUUGACUAAGGGUCAAUUCCCUCACGACAUGAAGUUCUAA
Molecule: messenger RNA, 708 nt
Organism: Cokeromyces recurvatus
Lineage: Eukaryota; Fungi; Mucoromycota; Mucoromycetes; Mucorales; Mucoraceae
Product: ribosomal protein L6e-domain-containing protein
Exons: 1
Coding region: 1-708 (235 amino acids)
Biological process (GO): cytoplasmic translation; ribosomal large subunit assembly
Cellular component (GO): cytosolic large ribosomal subunit; ribosome
Molecular function (GO): RNA binding; structural constituent of ribosome
Source: RefSeq, a predicted model, not a curated record